GGGGUUGGACCGCGAAUUAGAGCCCGGGCAUGUUUCGUUUUAAUUUCAGAACACGUCCUUUAAAAUGGGAAAAGUUAAAAACUGAUAAUCCCACGUUAAGCUUCAAGUUACUUGCCAUAAACCCUAUACUCUUUCUCUCUCAUUGACUCUGCACUCAUCAAUGGCGACACUGUUGGACGAAGCAACCGCUAAAAAUGUUAUAAGACAGGUGGAGUUCUACUUCAGUGAUAGCAACCUUCCCAUGGAUAGUUUUAUGAGGAAAACUGUCACUGAAAGCAAAGAUGGAAUGGUUAGUUUAGCGUUGAUUUGUUCCUUUAAUCGAAUGAGAAAGCACCUUAAUUUGGGUGAUGUUAAGGCCGAUGAAGUGGCCCGAGAUACUGUUAAUGCUGUUGCUCAAGCUUUGAGAAAUUCGGCUUCACUCAAGGUUUCCGAAGAUGGGGAAAAAGUUGGCAGGACAACUGAACUUCCAAAGCCAGAACAGGUAAUUGAGCAGGUAGAGAUAAGAACACUAGCUGCAUCACCAUUUGAAUAUGACCUGAAACUUGAAGAUGUGGAGAAGUUCUUUGGUCACUAUGCCAAGGUUAAUAGUGUCCGGCUUCCUCGUCAUGUUGGAGACAAAAAGUUUUUCUGCGGCACAGCCCUUGUUGAAUUCUCAUCAGAGGAAGAAGUAGAAAAAGUCAUGAAGGAAAAACUGGUCUAUGCUGGGGCUGCGUUAGAAUUAACACCAAAGAAGGACUUCAAUGCAGAGAGAGAAAAAGAAUUAGAAGAUUAUGAAAAAUCUCGUCCACCUGGCAGUUCAAAUCAACAGAAUUACUUAAAUGCAGAAGAAAACUAUCCUAAAGGAUUAAUUAUUGCCUUCAAACUAAAGAGCAUUUCUGAUGAAGUUCCUUCAGAACGAAAUGGGGUUGAUCAACAAACCAAUGGCAAUAGUGUUGUCCCCAAAACAGAUGAGAAAAAUCCCUCUGAAAUUAUUUCUGGGGAAAGUGACCAAAAGGUAUCAGAAAAUGUUGACAAUGAUGAAGAAAACAAUGUGAUGAAAGAAGGAAAGAAAACUGAAGGUGAAGGAAAGAGUCAAGAAGCUGAUAAAAAGUUUUCAGCCGCUGCUUACAAGAACAACAUGGAUGUUGUCUUGCGUGAGGAUUUGAAGGAUGUCUUUGAGAAGUUUGGUACAGUGAAGUACAUUGAUUUCAAGAUUGGAGCUGAGUCAGGAUACAUCCGAUUUGAAGAAACUAAAUCUGUUCAGAAAGCUCGUGCUGCUGCAGUUCUUUCAGUAAAGGGUGGCUUGGUUGUAAAGAAUUAUGUUGCUACUCUAGAUCCAGUGACUGGUGAGGCUGAAAAAGAAUAUUGGUGCCGGCUUCGUGGUAAUCAAGACAAGCAUCGAGAAUAUAAAAGUAAUCAGGGAAGGGGAGGAAGGCAUGGUAGAGGUGGCAAACAUGCACGCUCUAGAGAGAAUGAACGUGGAGAGAAUCGCCCCAAUAAAGCUCAGAAAGUUGGUGCUGCUUAAUGGGUUAUACACGUCAGUUUCUAGUUUCUAGUUUCUAGAAUUUCGGUGAACCAGGCUCUGCUUGGUCACCUGAUGUAUUCUCAGCUAAUAUACUGAAGUUUUGCUUUUAUUGUUCGAUGAACCCAUUACAUUAUCGUUACGUUUCAUUUUUUCUUUAUAGUGUAUAAUAUAUAAUUUAUACGUGUCCUCUUUCCCUCUCUGGUUUGAGAU
Messenger RNA from Abrus precatorius (Indian licorice), 1714 nucleotides. Its product is annotated as la protein 1-like. The record is from RefSeq and is a predicted model, not a curated record. Bases 161 to 1504 code for a protein of 447 amino acids. NCBI's taxonomy places the organism in Eukaryota, Viridiplantae, Streptophyta, Magnoliopsida, Fabales, Fabaceae. Gene Ontology annotation, cellular component: nucleus. Gene Ontology annotation, molecular function: mRNA binding. Gene Ontology annotation, biological process: RNA processing. The transcript is spliced from 10 exons.